Kockovaella imperatae is the source of this 2067-nucleotide messenger RNA. RefSeq lists its product as hypothetical. Bases 150 to 1598 code for a protein of 482 amino acids. The record is from RefSeq and is a predicted model, not a curated record. NCBI's taxonomy places the organism in Eukaryota, Fungi, Basidiomycota, Tremellomycetes, Tremellales, Cuniculitremaceae. The transcript has a single exon.
ACAAUUUUCUUCCUCCCAGCCAAUCCCUCAUUUCCAUCUUACCGCCAGACUCCAUAGUCACCCCGUCGGUAUCGCUCGAGCGUUCCGAGACCGACGAUAGGUCAUUUCGCGGAUACCCAGAGUCAAACCUCUGGCACCGAUUCCGCUCCAUGUCGUAUUCUGUUAUGGAUCCUGGUGUGACUCGAAUCACGAGAUCAUUUUCAUUAUCUGAAUCACGGAACAUGCCUCGAUACGACGCUAGUGAUCAUAUCCGCUCAGGAUCCCGUAGGCAGGGUCAAAUAUCACUUGACGAUCUAGAUGGACCAGUAGGGUGGAGCGGUUCGUCCAGUCUCGAGACCCAGGAGGACCAGACUCAACAUCGCGGACGACGACGACUCCUGCAUCGACGAUUAGCUCGUGAAGCUUCCGUGACCGUUCGAGAUGGAUCAGAUUGUAUACCUGUGUUAUUGUCCUCGAGUCCUCUCGCUUCGCCUGUACUGGUAUCACCUUGGUCGCCUUGUUCGACUAGUGAAGGUGGCGUGAUGGUCAACAAGAACAGCAAUUGCAGCGGGUCAAAUACGGGAGUUCAUCCAAAGCUGGUGCCACACUACGCACGGGACGCUUCUCUGAAACGGUCCCUGUCCUUUGGCACGCGAUCAAUGCACAUUGGACUCGACGACGAGGAUGAUGACCGCAAAGACAAGCACGACGACGAGGACUAUGAAUGGAAUGAUAGCAUCGAGAGACGAUUGGAUCGUGGCCGACUAGCUUGGAUUCCAAGCAGCGCUGGACCUACUUUACCAUUGUUCCACGAUGCAUCAGGUCGUCCUCGCCGCUUGAGGAGGAGUCAGAGCGUGUGUGGACUGGGCUUUGAUGUCGAGAAGACGCUAUUGGUGCCUCAGCCAAGGUCAUCGAUAAUAUCAACAACAACAACACCAUCAACACCACUGCAAGCGACCGGUCUAUCGAGAUCAUUAUCCACUUCAGGAGUUCCAUUGAAAACUCAUCAUUCUACACCUCCUCGUCGACAGACGCGGCAUACCACACUACCUCUUACUCACUGGUCGUCGCCCAAACUGGAUCAUUCUCCGACGCUACCUCCUGUACAUACAUCGAGUGAGGCGAACACUGUCCCCAAUACUCCUUCCAGCACAGCGACACCAGACUCACCUGUUCUCGUCACGCCUGAUUCCAAAGAUAUAGUUGACACCCCACGCCCAAUCCUUUCCUCUCGCACAUCUCCUCGAGUGUCUCUCCUUCACACGCGUGGUUGUCCUCGUCCUCCUCCUUCAUCACCACCUCCCAUCGCUCCACUCCCAUCCACACCUUUAACGGAUCCUCUCGGACCAGUCGCUCCGCAAAGGCAGUCGAGAGCUUCAACUGUCAACACAUCCUUUGAGCUGACGACAACGACGGCGGCAGCACCACUUUCUAACGCUGAAGAGAACGAAGAAAAAGGCCAUUCGGAAAACAAUAGUGACCAAUCGCCUCGCGACAUCACCGAUACUGGUAACGAGAAAUCACUCAUGUCGUUGGAACAGGUUCAACGUGUUCAAGCACAUGGUAAGUGCGCGACGAAUGGGGUUGAGGUCCGUUCGCCCGCAAUGUAUACUGACUGAAAAUUCAAUGAACCCUCAGACCACUUGAACACUUCACUUCAUCAUCCAUUCUUACACCACAAAUCCAAUCCCUCUGUCCCAUUCUCUACACGAAGUGUAUCGACAUUCUCCACCACCAACCCGAGCUCUCAUCCCUCAUCCAUAAACGUUAUAACAUCCCCUCAAACCCCUUUCAUUGCACCGUCGUCCAACCGGCAUUCCAAGAUCACUGCAUUCUCCGGUUCAUCCUCCGCCUCGAGCACGUACUCAGCCUCUGACACUUCAUCUAUCGCCGGGAAAUUCAGCAACUUCAGUCACGGAAGUCAUCACUGGGGAUUCGGAGAAAAGCCCGACAUCUCAACAGUCUUUGAAGAGGAAGGCCUCUACGAAGGGGAAGGAGGCUGCGGCGACGACGCCGAAGUCAAUGUCGAUUUUUCAAACGGUCACAAGUCUUCCUCCAUCAUCCAAGACCACCUCGAUAACCAAAGGA